This is a messenger RNA of Odontomachus brunneus, 10836 nucleotides long. It is a transcript of the gene bel, whose product is annotated as ATP-dependent RNA helicase bel. Gene Ontology annotation, biological process: cell differentiation; gamete generation. The record is from RefSeq and is a predicted model, not a curated record. The coding region runs from base 402 to 2558 and encodes 718 amino acids. Gene Ontology annotation, molecular function: ATP binding; RNA binding; RNA helicase activity. Lineage: Eukaryota; Metazoa; Arthropoda; Insecta; Hymenoptera; Formicidae. Gene Ontology annotation, cellular component: nucleus; P granule. The transcript has 8 exons.
CGAUAACUCGCUUCUCGGCCAUUUUUGUUGCGUCAACGUCAAAGUGCGGGCAGGGGCCUCUUCUGUGCUCUCGUAUCAGAGCCAGUCUCCGGGAUUCCUUUGUAUCGCGUGCAGCGAAAGACUGAUAGUCACCGUCGACUUAUCGUUCCGCGUAUAACCGAUAAGAGUUUCAUUACAUUAUAAAAGAUAUAAGGCAGUUACGAGCGCGUAUCGCUGAUCACUCUUCGAGAUCGUAAAGGGAAGAGAGAGGAAGAAAGGAAGAGAGAAAAAAAAGAGAGACAGCGCGUGGCCGCGUUGGGAACUUUUUCGCGUAACUCGACUCGAGAUCGGCGUUGUGUGAGGACGAGCUAAAAGAGCUUCAGCGACCGAGCUACGAAAACUACGCACCGAGGCGGAGUAAUAUGAGUAAUGCAGCCAACCAGAAUGGAUCAGGUCUAGAGCAGCAAUUAGCUGGUCUGGACUUGCAGGGCUCCCGCCAGCCAAGUGGGGGUCGCUACGUACCACCGCAUCUGCGUCAUAAAGCUGGAAGUAACGCACCGUCGGAUUUACAAUACUCUUCCAACUCGAGACCGUUCGGCGAUCGAGAUAGAGGCGGAGAUCGCGAUCGUGAUCGUGAACGAGACAGGGACAGGGACAGGGGCAGAGGUGGUUACAGGGAUUCGCGUAGUCCCCGUGACAUCGAUUUCGCGAAUUUUGGGAGCUUCGGUGGACGCAAUAGACGCAGUCAAGAGAAUGGAAGGGAUUACAGAUAUGCCAAUUCCGAGCGCGAUCGGCCGAUUAGUUCCGGCAACGAUCGCUGGCAAGAACCGAGAAACGAUCGUUGGCAAGAGAACAGAAAUGACAGAAUGGGAGGUGGCGGCGGCGGCGGCGGCGGCCGUUGGGGCGACGAUAGAGGCGGCAGAGGCGGCGGAAGAGGCGAAGUCGACUGGACAAUUCCCACUUGCAGAGAUGAACGAUUGGAGGUGGAGCUUUUCGGCUCUGGAAAUACUGGGAUCAAUUUUAGCAAAUACGAGGAUAUCCCAGUUGAGGCUACAGGAGAGAACAUACCUCCACACAUCACAUCCUUUGAUGAGGUUAAGCUGACGGAGAUAAUAAAGAACAGCAUCGCCUUGGCAGGAUAUGACAAGCCUACGCCAGUGCAGAAGUACGCGAUUCCGAUUAUUAUCGGACGCCGUGACGUAAUGGCCUGCGCCCAAACAGGGUCCGGUAAAACAGCGGCCUUUUUAGUGCCAAUUUUAAAUCAGAUUUACGAGAGUGGACCGCGUCCGCCGCCACCGCAAGCGAACUCCUCCGGCAGACGCAAACAGUACCCGCUGGGUCUGGUACUGGCGCCCACGAGAGAGCUUGCCACGCAAAUUUACGACGAGGCACGCAAAUUCGCGUACAGGUCGCGUAUGCGUCCUGCGGUCGUCUAUGGCGGCUCCAAUAUAGUAGACCAAAUGCGCGAAUUAGAUCGCGGUUGCCACUUGCUCGUUGCAACGCCCGGACGUCUGGUGGACAUGCUGGGACGCGGCAAAAUCGGCUUACACAAUUGCCGAUAUUUAGUUCUCGAUGAGGCAGAUCGUAUGUUGGACAUGGGUUUCGAACCACAAAUAAGACGCAUUGUCCAAGAAGAUAAUAUGCCUCCGACUGGAGAGCGACAGACUCUCAUGUUCUCCGCUACUUUUCCGAAGGAGAUUCAGAUGUUGGCUAGAGAUUUUCUUAGUAACUACAUUUUCUUGGCUGUUGGUCGCGUGGGCUCCACUUCCGAGAAUAUUACGCAGAAGAUUGUGUGGGUAGAAGAGCACGAUAAGCGUUCAUACUUGCUCGAUUUGUUGCAAGCCAGCAACUUUACUGAUCCUACCGCGGAGUCGCUCACUCUAGUGUUCGUGGAAACAAAAAAAGGAGCCGACAUGCUCGAAGAAUAUCUGGCUCAAAUGGGGUAUCCGGUGACUAGCAUUCAUGGUGAUAGAACUCAGCGUGAACGAGAGGAAGCUUUGCGCCGCUUCCGCGCCGGAAAAGCACCAAUUCUUGUAGCAACUGCUGUGGCGGCGCGUGGUCUCGACAUACCACACGUUAAACACGUCAUCAACUUCGACUUACCCGGUGAUGUUGAAGAAUAUGUCCAUCGUAUCGGUCGUACUGGUCGUAUGGGCAAUUUAGGUCUGGCAACGUCAUUCUUCAAUCACAAGAAUCACAAUCUGGUACGUGAUUUGGUGUCCCUGCUCAUCGAAGCUAAUCAAGAACUUCCACCCUGGUUGGACGACAUGUAUACUGAAGCGAGAUAUUCCGGAGGCGGAUCUCGACGUCCUGGUGGCGGUGGCGGCGGUGGCGGCGGCGGCGGCGGCGGCGGCGGCGGCGGUGGCGGUACUAAGGGACGUUUCAGUGGUUUCGGUGCGAGAGAUUAUCGUCAGCAACCUAGUUCCGGUCCCGCUCGUAACAAUAGCUCCUCUAGACCAGGCGGUUACGGAGGUGGUUAUUCAAAUUACGGAGGCAAUUAUAAUAAUUCAUCGUACAAUAAUUCCACUAACAACGGCAGUAGCAAUGGCCCAGACUGGUGGGGAGCGUGGGAUAAGUAGGCGAUUAUUUCCAACUCUAUUUCUAUCAUCAUUAUUAUUAUUAUUACUCUACACCUAAACUAAAUUAUAUGUAAGGGAAACACGACAUUAUACAUCGUACACACACACUACACAUAUGUUUUGCGUGCGUUUACAUGUAUAGCCGGCGUCAGAAGUACUGAGCAUUUUUCGUUUUAUGAAUGAGUUAUACGGUUUUAUUUUCCUGUAAAGUGAGGCUAAUAACUAUAGUUCUAGAAGAUCAAACGUAUUAGAUAGCUUAGAUUAGUACAAUAUUUAUGUACUGAAUCACUCGCCUAAACGGAGGUAUUAUAUUUAAUGCUUCAGUAACUAUUAUUAUUAUCUUCAAUUUACGUCAAAAUAAUUCCGUGCUGGUUCUUCACGGGUUCUUCUCCACGGGUUCUCCACUGGAACGUAAAAAAGUGGUUAUAUAAAGAAAGGAUGGAUGAACACAGGACAAUAUAUAAUAGCGUCCUAUGGUCAACAGAGAUCUGAAAAAAAUCUAGAAAAGAAGAGACAAGAAAAUAAUUUUGAUUAUUUUGACGCCGGCUGUACACUGUAGAACACAGACAGUUUCACACAGUAUAAACACACACCCACGUUCGCUGACUGCCCGUGCACUCCGAUUUUUCGAUGGGAAACAAAAGGAAAGGAACUCACGUUGUUUAAAUUCCAUUUAUAUUACAUUUGUUCACGUGCGACAUUGACAAAUCCUGUGUGCAAUUGAGUAUUCACGCCGGCGGAGAGUCGCCGAGGGGGAAUAUUUCGAACGUAAAUGAUCUCACCAUGAAACAUGCGAGUAUCGUAAAUGGGAUUUGUUCAGACACUAUUGCUACUAAUACUAAUACUACUACUACUAUAGUUAGAAAUCCAUCCAACAUUUCGUUGCCGCGCGUGCUGACGAACACAAGUAGUAUAAUCACUAACGAAUCAAAGUUGAUAAAGAAAAGGAAAAAAGAAAGAAGUUGAUAAAAUAUCGUUAAUGUCCGUUCGAAGGAAAUUAACGAUGUAACACGUAGUAGUGGAGAAAUCUAGUAAAAUUUUUUAGAACUCCUGUCGAAACUAUGGCGCUCAGCUACAAGUAGCUUUAGUCUUUAUAUUAUUAUUUUUUUUUUUCUUUUGUAGAGGUUGCGGUGAGCGUAUCUUCGGUAAUCGUGGCGUCUAGCGAUCGUGAACGUUUCGAUGCACAAACGCUUUAUUGCCUUUGCUGUUACAAUGGCCAGUAAAAAGUUUUGCGUAUAAUUCCGUGUUGAAUGGAUGGUAUAAUUCCUUUGGGUUAUAGACAUACGUGUACGUUCAUUUCAAACGCCUAGGAUACGCCAAACCACCGUUGCCGUAGUUCACAUGACGACAAACUUUAUUUUUUUUGUCUGUAUAAUUUACUAGUACGUAGUUUAGCGACGAAUGGUACUUUGUUGUUUUGCCGUCCCCAGAAACAGACGACGUUGCGCCGGCAAAUAUCACGGCUUCCUGAAAUAAGCCACGUGAAUUUUUCGGGGAUCGAAAAACGGUAUUGAGGGAAAGAAAGAAAGAAAGAGGGAAAAAUGGCAAUACAGGCUACGUCUUAGCAUACCUUUAGAAAUCUUGUAACAUUUCCGUUAUAGUCUUAUAUAUACACACAAACACGUACACACUCUACCAUUUCUAAUUUAAAAAAGUUUCAAGACGAUGUUUGCGCAGUUUACAGCCGGCAGCCGGGUUAUUUUUAUAACUAGCUAGGUACAGUAGAACCUCUAUAUUCGUUGUGAUCACACUCUUAAUUUUCUAAUUCCUAUUACAAUGAAAAUUUGUGUAUUUCUUAUGUAAAGUUCUUAUGUAAAGAUAAGUUUAUUAGAGAAUCACGUGUAAAUUUUGAAUUGUUCUAUUUUCUCGUUUAAGUGUCCAGAAUAAGUUUAAAGUGUUAUGUACUCAAGAGCUUCGCAAUAUCUAAAUCCUAAAUAUUGAUUCCUAACGGAAAUUAAAUUUCACGGCCAAAAAUAUACGAAAUUUCCAUUGAUCGUGUAAGUUCUGAGGUGGAGAUUCUGCUGUACGAGCGAAAAACGGCUAAAAUACGUUAGUGGGAAGCAGGUAUAUAUGUAUAUUUUAUGUACCUGAAUUUUUGAAUAGUUCUGUGGCAGAACUACGUUGAUACCAUAUAGAAUCAUGCUUCGGGUAGCAUUUCUAAACGUAACGAAGACGUUGCCCUGCGAAAUCGGUACGACGCUUUAUAAGAAGGAAAACAAAAAGAAAUGCCUGUCUCAGUCUACAGUACUGAAUGUGCGAAUGCGAGUGCUCAUGAAAGACAAAUUAUACCGAGUUGACGAGUUUGAAAAUAAGGUUGCAGUUACAGAGAGGUUAUCAAAGCAAAGAGCAGAGAAGAGAUGCUUUUGCACGAUAGCGGGCUCAAGUUCAUACGAAAAGGAAAAAAAGGGAAAAGUAAAAAGAAAGCAACAGAAGCCCCUUUGAAAGACAUACGGGGCGCACUCAUAUUAUUUUAUAGCUGUAUUUAUCAGUAUGAUACGCUAUAUAUAAAUACAUAAACACUAAAAUAAUUGUGAAAAACGACUGUGAUAUCGAACGAUCUUGUGACAUUCAAUUUCCACGCGAAUUGAUAAAUGAACAAUUAAUGGAGUAACAAAUGGUUAAAUGUAUUAAUUAAUCGGUAUUGAAUGUCGGGAAGGUACUAGAGCUCAGUUGUUUGAGCCGAGAACAGAAUAUUAAGUCGUUAAACAGUAAACACAUCAAGACAACGUGGCUGUUGUCCGAUCGGGGAGGGCUGAACGCUAGCUCUUGCGGUCCCAUGGGACUUUUCUAGGGCAUUGUUUCUGCUUAAAAUAAAUGCGCAUUAAUGAUGUAGGUGUGAGAGAGAGAGAGAGAGAGAGAGAGAGAGAGAGAGAGCGUGACGCGAGCUCGCGAGUCAUUACUGGUUGAUGACAAAAAAAAAAGAUGAUUACGAUGAUGUUGGUAGGGCUUUAUAAGAUGUCGAUAUCGUUUCGUGCAAACGUCGGAUUCUUAUCUGUAAUCUACGCGAAAUGAAAAAGUACAAAUUCGAUUUGCGUCACAACUAACAGGAUUUUUAGACAUGUCAUACUUAUACCUGUUAUAUUACCUAGAUUUAUAUAGUGCAAUCGCGUGCGUGAAUCGUAUGCCGUGUGACCGUGGACCAAGGUGUGUGAAUGCCUCUUCUUAAGAGGGACGAUAAUUAUUUCAUCUAGAACAUUCAAGGGGUAGUGUGUUUAACGGAUAAAUAUCGUUGGCUUCCGACCAUGAUGCGAGUGUUUGCAAAUUUUCAUACGAUUCGUCAUCGAGGCUAUCUGUCAGCUCUCGGAGGCCCUGCCAAGAACAUUACGGAGAGAAUCUUUCGUGGACAGUGAUACAUCGACUCGACUCGACGUGCCGUGCCGUGCCGUGUCGUGUCACCGUGUUGUGCCGUGCCGUGCCGUGUCCUGUCACUGUGUCAUGUCGUGUUGGAUGAGACCCUACGGCAACCAUCGGUUGGGACUUCCGGUCUGCCAACGAGCACAGGUUUCGCCGUACUGAUGUGUACACACAUGUAUCAUUUCGCAAGAGAAUUUCCAUCGGUUCAGAGACUGGUAUCACAUACGCAAGCUUUUGCAUGACGUCUUUUCUAUUUUUACUUUAUUACUUUAUUUUAUAAAAUGUGACAGGAGAGGAGAUAGGCACCCGGUGGUCGUUGGACUCGGAUGAUUCAUAGCUUCGCUAUUAUAAGUGAUAUCACGAAAAACGAUACAAUGAGUUUUCGAUAAAAACUAGUCUAGAUUCUACAAGAAUGAUUUGCAAUUAUUUGUUAUCGAGCGGAGACAGAUCGAAAAAGAUUAGAGUUUAAUGUGAGCUCAGUUCUGGCAACUUUACGAUCGAAGUCCAACCGCACCACCGAUGCGUAAGCAUUCGUGAUGCGCCGCGCGUUACGCGUUUUAAUCAGUCCUAUGCAUUUCGGAAUAUACGAUACUUUUUGUUUACAUUCAACAUGGUGGACAGAGAGUAUUUGAUGCAGCGUGAUUACACUUGAUGUCAUUUCCGUACUAUCGAGUGUUCCUCGCUCUUUUUCGUUUAUCUUCGAUUUAAGAUCCGUGGUAUCUCGCCGCGCAACUGUUGACUGAUGACGUUAGAAGCAUGAAAAUGAUGCCCAAAAUAUUUGUGUGGUUUUUUCAAAUGAUAAUAUAUUUGUAUGAAAGAACAUACACCUAAGCAUACACUGAGAAUAAAGUACUUGAAAAUUUAUUUACGAGUUAUAAGAUUUCUGUGAAAUAAAGUUUAUUUCCGUGAAUAAACUUUGUAUCCCACACAAAUAAAUUCUCAAGUAUUUUUUUAUCAGUGUAUUCUUUUUCCUCAACAGCCAAUAAAUAAUCGUAAAAUUAACAUGCGACAUGCAACCUUAUCUUUUCGUCGUAUUAAUGAUGUAACGGCAAUUUAUUAGCUGUCAAGUGAAAAUAAUGGUCUCAAGAACAUCUUACAAGUAUGCUCAAACGAUCUGAAGUGUCCUUUCACUCAAAUAUCUUUUUGCUUGGUACGCAAGAACUCUCAGCGUGUGACAUCACGAUUCAAUAUGGCCGGCGAGUACUUAGGAACCUUUUAAAGUGGAAUAUAAUGCAUUGGCGAUCGCAUGCGCUGAUCGGUAGAAUUUUCGCUUCAUUAUUGAGUUAUAAAUAUUUCAGGACGUAAUGUCAUUCAUGGACUUGAGAAUUGUCGAACGUGUGUUCCUGCUGAGAUAGUCGGAUGUCCACCGUGUGAUAACCGACAUAUGUAUAAAUUAAAAAUACGAUAUGAUUUAUAGUGUGUUAGCGUAUUUAGAAGAAAUAGCGAACGAUAUAAUAAAUCAUUACUAUUUAUUGAUCGAUUUAGUAUUUAUUUUCUACGUUACUGUGUUUCGGAAGGAACAAUAUAAAUAUAUUAUGUAUCGUACGUGUACUUUUCGUGUCAUGUUUAGUCCUCUGAAGUAUAUCGGACGAGCAGCCUUGAGGAAACACUUUUACGGAUAUAUUUAAAAAAGAACGGAACGAUCAGACGAAAGAUUAAUUUAAAGAAUACGAUGAAAAGCAACAGAAAAAAGAAGAAGAAAACGAAAAUAAGUAAAACGAAAGAGGAGAUAAUACGAGUAUCAAUCAUGAUGAAUAGGCGUUUAAAAAAGCCGAGAAAAAAAAUAGAAGAAGAACUGUGACUGCAAUCAUUACUGAGGGGAAAACAAAAAUUGCGUGAUUCCGCGAAAAACACAUUACACAUUAUAAGCCGUAUUUAUGUAACGCGAUAUGCUGCGCGUAAUCUAAUAAAACUGCGUCGAUAAGUCGCGGCGAGAGAAAGAGAGCGAAAGAGAGGGAGAGAGAGAGAGAGAGAGAGGGAGAGAGAGAGUGAGCGAGCGAGCGAAAGCGAAAAAGAGAGCGAGAAUUUAUUCGCGUGCGAAUGUUAGGUUUUGUAUUUUUUAUUAAUUUUCAUUCUACGCGCGCGUCUCGGAGAGAUGACGGACAAUCUCCGACGAGAUGGUGUCCUCGUCGAGGAGGAUUCCGCGGCAAGAUCGGGUGCGCGUGCCUGACGGUGCGGUGUUCCUCCUUUUCCCGAGAUUUGAGCCUCCAGAAAGACGACGAAGAGAAACAAAAGAAAUCCCAAAAAGGAAACUCGGGAAGACCGUACGCGGAGACGGCGCGCGCGCGCGUUCUCAAAAGAAUACACACACCAACGCAUACACACAUUAUAUACAUACAUACACCCACAUGAGCAAACGAAUGAGAGUGGUGGGAUGGCAAAAGAAAUGUCUUCUUAACUUGUUCCGAAUAUUUUAAUUUCGCCGAGGACCGUCGUACGUGUAUCAUCGUAGAUAUACGAUGAGAAAGGCAGAGGGAGAGAGGAAGAGAGAGUAUAGAGUUCAGCAGAGCGAAUUCGAAUGUUUGAAUCGCGAACUCUCGCAACAUUUUCCACCUGCGUGUGUAGAAUCGCGAACGAAAAGAUUCUGAUUUUUUUCAGGUGAAUUUGUCAACUCACUGUCUUGUCCUCAAUUUGUUUUUCAAGAGAGAUUUCUCAAAGGUUUCUCCCAUUCGACAAGACGCGAACGAGUUCACAAACUCAUCCCAAAAAUUACAGACAACUUUUCUAUCCACGAAUGCACGUGCACGACAAGCGAGAGAGAGAUUCGUCGCGUGCGAUGUUCCUGGGCAUGUUAUUUUUACUUGUAAUCUCGUAAUGAGACCGUUAUACGUUUACUUCACUCCACAGCGAGCGAAAGUAUCUUUCAAGCGAUAGAGAAAGAAAGAGAGAGAGAAAGGAAGAGGGAGAGAAAGAGAGAGUUUUAACGGAACGGUGAACGUACCAUUCUGUCGGUCUUUUAUUAGUAACUUGCACAGUUACGCGCUAAAGUAGGCGUAACCGAAUAAUGCGAACAAAGAUAUCAACGAAUGUUCCGGGGAACUAUUGUACAUUGUACGGCUGUUGUAUGGAGGAUGUCUGCGAAUUCAUAUGUCGCGAAGUGAUCGUCGGACGGCGUAAGAUGCAAGGGGAGAUGUAACGGAACUUCACUUUAUCAUUUCUUACGUAGGAUCUGAUGGUAUUGAAGGAAAAAUCGCAUUCUUCCCAGUAAACAUGCAUGUCUAAAAGAUGUCGAAAAGAUAUCUAAAAGAUGUUUUAUGCAACAUUUUGUUGCAUAAGACGUCUUUUAGAUAUCUUUUCGACAUAUUUUAGACAUGCAUGUUUACUGGGUUACCUUUUCAAAAUAACGCGGACGUGUUUCGUGAGUUGUUUAAACAAAAACGUGUUAUUUGGGUUCAGUCAUUUCACUCAUUCUGCUGAUAAAAAUAUGAGGAUGAGGUGAUUAAAAAUUGGAUUGCUUGGAAAAACGAAUGUGUACUCUCUGAAUUUCUUGGGAUAAAAUUUUACUUAAAAAUAGAGUGACGCCGAAUGACUUGAAUUUGAGUGAUUUUUCAUUUAUAUGUUGAAGAAAUUCUUUACUCUAAGUCAUCGAGUAAAUAUUAUCACUUGAAACCAAAAAGUGCAUCAUAUUCUUGAAAUAGUUGCGUAUACGUAAGUUUUAUCGCGCACAAUAAUAUAAUCGUAUCAUAAAAUAGCUGCGCAGUGAAACAUACUAAGCAACUAUUGUAAGCAACUAUUUGAAGAAUACGGACUAUGGUAUAUGUACCACAUCGUCACAACGAUAUUCACUCUAAUUGAUGGAAACAUUCGCUCAUAUGGAGUCAGCUCCAAGCUUGAAUGAGAACAUUCAUUCCUGCGAUUUCGAGCGGCAGUAUAUAUUAUCGCUUCGAGUGAAAGUACUACUGUUUUCCACUCGUUUUAAGCGCGAUUCCACUUCAAGAAAUUUAGAGAGUAUUGCAAGAAAAACAUAUAAAUAAAAAGUAUGGUAUAUAGUUAUGAAGUAUGGUUAGGUUAAGUAAUGUAAAUACGAAUUAUAUUAUGAAAUAUAUUACGAAACUUACAAUGAAAAAAUGCCUAUUAUAUUCGGAAGUGCUACUAUAAAAUUUAUAUAAUAUAUGCGCAUACUUUAUGGGGGGUAUGGAUGAAUUCGAUUUUGUUUAAAAAUAUAGUUAUAUGAAGUACAAAUAUUAUCAUUUGUACUUACUGAAUGAUUUUAGUAUUUAAUAUUUAAUAAAAUGCGUUUUGUGUGGUUUUGCGUGUGUGGAGACCUUAUCUUCAUAUUUUUGCGCGGAAUGACUGUUGGAAUUUAUUUGUGUGAAUAUAUGAUUACACUUAAAGAACCCGAAACAAUGAAUGACUCUGGAACCCGAAACAAUGAAUGAUUCUGGAAAAUGAAGAGGAAGAUUUUUCAUUCGCUUGCACUCUACGUAAAGAGUGACGAAGAAGUUUCGUUAUGUUGUCUUGUGUCUCUAUCUUCGUACGAUUGUUUUAAACAGAUGCAUACAGAUCCGCAGACAUCCUGUGUAUAUUGAACAAAUUAGUAAGGAGAGAGAAAGUGUUUCACACAAAUGGAAAUGAACAGGUGACAGCGAGAAAUUGAUCAAACAAGAAAGGAAGUUCAUCAAUGCGUCGUACACUUAUCGUUAUCAUUAGCAAUAAGUUAUUGUGCGCGUCGCGAAGCGCGUGUACACGUACUUCUUGCAUGCGUAGAUCUUAACGUAUGCUCCGUGAAGAAUGAUGUAGAAUGUCAAUAUUGUUACAAAAAAAAAAAAAAUACCUCAUACGGGACGAUGGAUCAGCACGUAUUAAUUCAAUGUUCUUUCAUUCGGUGAAUUUUUCCGUUUAUAGUAUUAUGCGAAGAGAAAGAAGUGACAGGAGACUUCUACAAAAAUGAAUAUAAUAAAGAUUACAAAAGAAUCACACAUAA